This is a messenger RNA of Penaeus monodon (black tiger shrimp), 1043 nucleotides long. RefSeq lists its product as uncharacterized. Gene Ontology annotation, biological process: DNA integration. The annotation marks the transcript as partial. Gene Ontology annotation, molecular function: nucleic acid binding. The record is from RefSeq and is a predicted model, not a curated record. The transcript has 5 exons. Lineage: Eukaryota; Metazoa; Arthropoda; Malacostraca; Decapoda; Penaeidae.
AGUUCACAGCCGAAGUGAUCAGUGAGCUGAAAAUCAUCUGGCCCAAACUAGUCCUCGCUCAUGGAAAGCCUCGACAUCCACAGAGCCAAGGAUCCAUGGAAAGAGCAAACGGUGACAUCAAAGACAUGCUGGUUGCAUGGAUGGGAGACAAGAACACCACGGAUUGGAGCAUUGGAAUCAAGUUUGUCCAGUUCCAGAAGAAUUCCAGCUUGCAUGCAGGUAUUCACAGAUCACCCUCUACAGCUAUGUUUGGAUGUGAGGCCAAAGUUGGCCUGACAUCGUCCUCGCUGCCUGAUGAGGUAAUUCAAAGGAUGCAGUGUGAGGAUGAUCUGUUAGCUGUACUCACCACCGGUCAGAACGGAGAGGAACCAGGUCCUGUUCCCAGUGCUGAAUCAGCUGAAGUUCACUUUGAUACGGAACGUCCCAGUCCUCCUUCAGUAGCCCCCAACACCCGGUACCUGUUCAACUUGUAUCAGCCAAGGUUCAUGUUAAUGCGGAGCAUGGCCAUCAUCCCCAAUCUUGACAUCGAUACUGAACGUGGUUGUCAUCAGUCAAUAGUCUCCAGCACCCAGAGAGAGACCAACCCUGCUGUCAGCCGAGCACCGGCGAACCACUUGAUAAUGCUGCUGUCCCUAUUCCACAUUCUCGGUGUCAUCUUGGAACGUGACCAAAAUGACAUGUACACCAUUGGAGUUAAGGCAGGAGUUCUGAAGGCCAAGCUGUCAUGCAACCAGUUUGACUUAUGCCCUCAGCGCCUUCUGGGAGAGGAGUCCAUCAGUCUCUGUGAGAAGCCUUUACCUUUGAAUCGAACUGUGGUGGACAGGGUUUUGUCAAUUACAACUGCGCAGGACCCAAAAAGUGUCGAACAAACAGAUGGAUAUAUAACUGAAAAUUAUGUGAACAGUAUUUACAUGUCAUCAUCAUAUGCACAAAUGAAGGACAACUUGUAUGGUGCGCAUCUCAGGCGUGUCAAUCAUGUGAGCGUAAGUGUGCAUAAUUUCUCAGUGUGGCAGGGCACAGGAUUCCUAUGUUUACAGCCAUGA